AUGGAGGAGGUGCGGUGGAGGAGGCGGGCGGUGUGUGCAGCAUGGCCGCACUGGGUGUACCGCAUGUUCGACGCCCUCAACCUCGCCAGGCGCGUGGCAGGUGAGGUGCUCUCUGGGCGCGUGGCAGGUGAGGUGCUCUCUGGGCGCGUGGCAGGUGAGGUGCUCUCUGGGCGCGUGGCAGGUGAGGUGCUCUCUGGGCGCGUGGCAGGUGAGGUGCUCUCUGGGCGCGUGGCAGGUGAGGUGCUCUCUGGGCGCGUGGCAGGUGAGGUGCUCUCUGGGCGCGUGGCAGGUGAGGUGCUCUCUGGGCGCGUGGCAGGUGAGGUGCUCUCUGGGCGCGUGGCAGGUGAGGUGCUCUCUGGGCGCGUGGCAGACAUGUGUGCGCAGCUGCUACCAGCGCAGGCGCAGCAGCUGCAGGGGCUGGUGAGGGCACCGGAGGCGUUGUCGUUUGUGGUGGCGGCCAACAUGCCCAUCAGCGACCGCCACCGCCACCACCUGCUGCAGGUGGGGUCAACGGUGUACCGGCUGCAGAAGGAGAUUCGUCUGCUCGAGUGCAUCGACCACCUCCUCUGCUCCACCUGCCGGUGUCGGGUGGCGCGGCGCAGUGACAUGGUGUGCAUGAGCACGGAGGGCGCCAUCAGCGCCUUUGUCAACGCGCAUGGCUUCGUGCACGAGACACUCACUCUCUCGCGCGCCAGAGGGCUCGUGCUCGAGGGCAGCGCCGAGACAGAGAACAGCUGGUUCCCGGGGUACGCGUGGACCAUAGCGCACUGCGGGCGCUGUGGCAUGCACGUGGGGUGGCGCUUCACGGCUGUGCGUCGCGGCCUCAACCCGCCCGCCUUCUGGGGCGUGCGCCGCGCACAGCUCACUGCCGACACCACCCAGGCCGACGCUGAUCUUGAUGCCUGA
Molecule: messenger RNA, 906 nt
Organism: Closterium sp. Yama58-4
Lineage: Eukaryota; Viridiplantae; Streptophyta; Zygnematophyceae; Desmidiales; Closteriaceae
Source: the annotation of a GenBank genome assembly